GUUCGUGUGCGACAUUUGACCGGGAAAGUGUUUUUUUUUUUUUUGCGUUGGCAAAGUGAAGAAGAAGAUUGAGUUUGUUUGAUAAGUUUGAAAAUCGGUAGAAAUCUGGAAUAAUAUGGGCUGCGGGUACCGUUUUACCCUGUUGGCCCUUUGCCUUGUUGGCUUGUGCGUUGCAGAUGAUGCUCCCCCGGUCAAGGCGAGCACGGCGACAUGGGCUGAUAAGCUGAAAAAGGAUCUGUUGCUGAAUUACGAUCGCAAUCUCCGGCCAACGCAGUACUACAAUGUGACCAACAUCGAGGUUAACAUGGAAAUCAGACACGUCGACAUUGACGAGGACAAUUCAAUCUUCACCGUCAGCGGUUGGCUUAAAAUGCACUGGCAGGACCUUCGCCUCAAGUGGGAACCAUCCGACUACGGUGGCCUUCGAUCGUUCUACAUCCCAAGCUACUACCUGUGGGAUCCGGAAGUCAACAUGCACUCGAUCACGCUGGAAACGGCCGGCUCGCGAUACGCCGGUAUCAGCGAUGUCCGGGUCGAGAGUUCCGGAAUGCUCCAUUGCACGGUGCGAUUAUCGCAGAAGAUCUUCUGUGAGAUGAACUUCCAGCGUUGGCCGUUUGAUACGCAGUUUUGUAACGUUUUGUUGGGGAAGUCGGUGUCGACGCACGAGGAUCGAGCGCUGAAGCUGAACGGGUUGGGGCAGGACAGGAAGCAGUUCCGACCGAUCACUGAUAAUCCGGCUUGGGAGGUUACGGAUAUUUUGGUGGAGAGUUAUGAGGAUCCGAUGGAGGAGGAAGGGCAUAACUUUGAGGGAUUGCAGUAUGGGUUGGUGAUCAAGCGGAAGGUUAGGAUAUUUUAUAGCACGAUCUUGACCCCAGCGGUGAUCUUCAUUUUGAUGACCUUGACCAGCUUUUGGUUGCCUCCGGGUGCUAACGAGAAGGUUUUGUUGAACUGCGUCACGGCGACGUUGCUGUGCAUAUUUUUGCGGUAUUUCACCAUUCAUCUUCCGCUUUUGGCUACCAGGACUCCACUAGUUGUUUUGUUUUUCAGUCACAGUCUGUACCUAACAGCGAUCAGCCUGAUCUUGUCGGUUGUAGUUAUCAACAUAGCUAAGUCCAGGCACCGCACACCGAUUCAUCCCUACUUAAAGUCAUUCAUUGCACUGCCAGGAGUUAGUAUUCUGGUUUGGACUGGAAGUACUCCAAAGUCCGUAACCGACGAGGAAGAGUGGACGGACGAGCUCAAGGUCGGAUCUACAGCGCGGGAAUCAUGUUCUUCCGCCGACGAGGCAUCCCAGGGACAGGGCGCCGAUGUCCAGCACGAGUGGAUCCAGCUCACGGUGGCCCUGGAACGAAUCUUCUUCAUCGCUUACGUGUUCAUCUACAGUGUCAUGGCCGCAUGUUACUUAAAUUGAUUUGAGCAAUAAAUUAGAUUGGCUUAGAAAUUGCGCGUUAUUUGAUCAUCUGAGUUCCUUAGGAGAUCUCGGUGUGA
Culex pipiens pallens (northern house mosquito) is the source of this 1488-nucleotide messenger RNA. Its product is annotated as acetylcholine receptor subunit alpha-like 1. Bases 116 to 1411 code for a protein of 431 amino acids. Lineage: Eukaryota; Metazoa; Arthropoda; Insecta; Diptera; Culicidae. The transcript is spliced from 6 exons. Gene Ontology annotation, cellular component: postsynaptic membrane; neuron projection; synapse. Gene Ontology annotation, biological process: nervous system process; regulation of membrane potential; monoatomic ion transmembrane transport. Gene Ontology annotation, molecular function: acetylcholine-gated monoatomic cation-selective channel activity; transmembrane signaling receptor activity. The record is from RefSeq and is a predicted model, not a curated record.